This is a messenger RNA of Colletotrichum navitas, 763 nucleotides long. RefSeq lists its product as uncharacterized. NCBI's taxonomy places the organism in Eukaryota, Fungi, Ascomycota, Sordariomycetes, Glomerellales, Glomerellaceae. Bases 63 to 524 code for a protein of 153 amino acids. The record is from RefSeq and is a predicted model, not a curated record. The transcript has a single exon.
UUAAUGUAGCGAAUCCUACGCGCAGCUUUGUCAUUGCCAGCAGCCAGAGUUGACCCCGCCCAAUGCCUCUUCUCGAUUGCACGCUUAACCAGUUGAACGUGCUGGUUUUUCUUCAUCCGAGAGCAUUGAAUACAGCAGCAGGAUCAACUUCUUCCUCGUCCAAGACAAGCUCGGCGAGGCGUGUGCUAGUGCCAGAGAAGCUAAGCGAGACCAUUUCCCGUUCUUCCAGCAUGUUGAACUCAUGUGCACUCGACUUUUUUCUGCGAGGCAGAAGGACAUCGUCGGCUAGUUCUCUGCAUCUCGCUGAGCGAGCAAAGUGCCCUACUACGGAAGGAAGGGCCACAGUAAGCGAGCGGUUGGGAUUGCUUCCCAAGAAACUCCACCUCAUAUUCCAAGGGACCAAGAACCGUGGGCGGAAAUGGUUCUGUGCGAUCCGAUUGAGCGAGGAUGCAGGGCUUCUCCAAAUACGGCAUUCAUCUCCAAAUUUCUCUAGGAUCGUGCUUCCGAGCGGCCGUCGCAGAUGAUGAAUAGACAGCUCGCGCAGUCGAAAUUGCUUGAUUGCUUUCAUGAGAGCCACACCAGGGUGCUCGAUGAGUCGUUUCGGGUGACGCCAAACAAGUCGAUCUUGCUACUUCGAGGGAUUGGUCGCCCGGCUCAGGUUCUCCGAGCGAUGCGGCUAGGAGAGAGAUCAUCGGUUCUGUUUAGAAUAAAGAGCCUCGCAUAUCCUGUGGUUACUGAAAACAAGGCCGCGCAUGACGCUACU